Molecule: messenger RNA, 1198 nt
Organism: Geodia barretti
Lineage: Eukaryota; Metazoa; Porifera; Demospongiae; Tetractinellida; Geodiidae
Source: the annotation of a GenBank genome assembly
AUGCCUUUUAGGAGGAACCGAGGGUCGCGGGUGUUUCACCUGAUGAUGAUCCUGCCGGCGGGUCUCCUCCUCGUCCUCUCUCUCGUCGCCCUCAGCACGCUGGCCGUCACCAACGAGCGGUUCCUCGACGAGUACGAGGAAAAGGAACCAAGCGGAGACUCUCGGUGCAUCCUCUACGCAGAGAAAGGAGACGGGACAGUGAGAUUCCGGGGCGGCGGAACCUGCAAUUUUGGGGUGCUGGGAGCAGCGAUUAUGGGCGGUUUUGCAAUUGCCUUUACGAUUAUACUCGUGGUGAAGGCGCUAUUCGGCGUCCACGUAGUCAGUUGCAGUGUGGUGAUAGAGCUAGCACUGUCCACCAUUGGAGCCCUAUGGGCCUUUAGCGUGAGUGUAGUGAUCACCGUCGGCCUGGAGCAGACCUGCAGAGCCUAUACGGACACCUUUCCAGACAUUGACAGCUCGUCCCCAUGUUGUUCAUUCUUUUAUCGACAUGAAGAUGACGAUUCGAGCAAUGUCUACUUCUAUGAGGGGAUCAACACAUCCAGGAUCACGGCAUGGUUUGCAAUGGGAGUACUGAUGUUCUUGUCUGGAGUCUAUCUCUGCAUUCUCCUCCGCUACUGCUGUGGGGGGAGAAAGGCUGCCACCAAGUCUAGUGCACAACCAGAAGUAGAGCUGCAGGAGAAGAUGGAGCCUAACCCCAUUUGAUUUUCAGACCAGCCCCAAGCUUUCCUCUUCUCUUUAUAAACACAAACAUUAUAGAGACAAAAUAGCAAAUAAUUCUCCUGCCGAUAUAUCCCAGACAAUUAUUAUCUCCAAACAACUACCCUUGUAUAUAGCCAUAAAUAGAGGUAUAUAUAUAUGCAGUCAAAAUUUUGUGAUUAUCAUAAAAACGACAUAUAAACAAUGGGAUAGGAGAAAGAGAUGUAAUACGACCAAUAGGAAUGACAGGGAGAAGUGGAUAAAAUAAUGGAGACAGUUACACAGAAGACUGUUUAUAGUCCUUGACGUCAAUGAUCUGUUUGCCACACAUGGCACAUAUACCCUUCUUGUAGGCACACCCUGUAAAAGAGCCCCUGUGAGUGUUAGCCUGGAUUAUAUCCACAUAACGUUUAUGUGGUAUAAUCCAUGGUAUUAGCCCUGCACAUGACACGUGCACGCGUUCACAUUGAGUUGAUAAUUCAGGGAUUCAUGGUGGUCAGGC